UAAGAUACAUAAGCAAAUGUCAAAUUACAGAUUUCCGCCUCGUGCUGUGUUUCAUUCUUUCUUAUUUGUUCGUUUGUGAUUCUGGUUCAGCGCUGGUCAAUUAUUAAUUUUCACCUAUAAAAUUGAUUAUCUCGACCAGAAACAACUUAAAAUGGCAUCUGUAGAAAAGGCAAAUCCCGAAAAACCCGGACAGGAAACUGCUCCAAUCCAUCACAUCAGGAUUACUUUAACUUCCCGCAAUGUUCGAUCAUUGGAAAAAGUUUGCUCUGAUCUUAUUGAAGCAGCCAAAAAACAAAAACUUAGGGCCAAGGGACCUGUACGUAUGCCCACCAAGAUUUUGAGAAUAACAACACGUAAAACUCCUUGUGGUGAGGGUUCAAAAACAUGGGAUAGAUUCCAAAUGAGGAUCCACAAAAGAGUUAUUGAUCUACAUUCCCCCUCAGAAAUAGUUAAGCAAAUAACUUCCAUUAAUAUUGAGCCUGGUGUAGAAGUUGAAGUCACCAUCGCAGAUGAUUAAUUAUUUCUCAUGUAACAUUUUGUAAGUAAUAAAGUGUUAUGUACUAUUUUUA
This is a messenger RNA of Diorhabda carinulata, 569 nucleotides long. It is a transcript of the gene RpS20, whose product is annotated as 40S ribosomal protein S20. Gene Ontology annotation, biological process: translation. Lineage: Eukaryota; Metazoa; Arthropoda; Insecta; Coleoptera; Chrysomelidae. The coding region runs from base 152 to 517 and encodes 121 amino acids. The transcript is spliced from 2 exons. Gene Ontology annotation, cellular component: cytosolic small ribosomal subunit; ribosome. The record is from RefSeq and is a predicted model, not a curated record. Gene Ontology annotation, molecular function: structural constituent of ribosome.